AUCUUCCCUGCCCAUGCUGCGGCGGUCUCUGAUGCACCUCGGUGCUCGCAUCAAAGCGCCCUCGGUCCUUCUUUAGAACGCCGCAUUUCAUCAUCCAUUCCAGGUUCUAUAUAAAUAUCGCCUCAUAUCCUUUUAGCCCCCAAAGCCCACAGCAGGUUGCCACCAGGGUCCCUUGACUGCGCAUCACGAUUUAAUCAUAUCAUGUCUCACCAGAGCGUACCACUCCCCAGCAUACGCGACAUCUUUCCAGAAAUUUCAAUUCGUACACAACAGGACACAGAUCCCUCUGAUCAUAUUCGCCCCACCAGCAGCACUUCUCGUCACCGCGGUCAAAAACCCUAUCGCACGGGUGAUUCCGCAACAGAGCAUGCAUCCACAAUUCGCAGUCUCCCAUCACCACCCCCAUCCAGCACAAGCUCAGACUCCGCACCAAAUCGCCCAUUAUCCCAUCACCAUUCAGACAAUCUCCCAACUUAUUCAUUCAAUGUCCUCCGUGCUGACCCUCUCGCUUCCUCUCUUCAGCAUAUCGCUUCUAGCACCAAGUUGCGUACUCGUGCAACAAAUUCCUCUCAGGGAAAAUCGGGCUCGGGAAUCGCCAAUGGAUCGACACCGGUUUUCCGCGUUUCUAUGGCUCCCUUCGUACUUCCUCGGCAGUCACAACAACGCCAAAAGCACAGGUCCCCGGCUCCUCUCUAUAGUUCACAAAUUCAACGCGACAAUGCCUCUUUCACCCUACCCACCCCAAUUCAACACGUUCAAGAAUCAAGACCACAGCCUUCGUCUUCUGUAUUGUCUUUUUCUGUAUCAGACCCUCCUAAUUCUGCUUCCACCGUCAUGACAAAUGAUGGCAGGAGACCUUACCUAAAAUCGUCGGAUCAUCUAACAACAAUGCUGCAUGGUGAAGGGCGCGGUAAGAAGCACCAGUGUCCUCAUUGCGGCAAGCGAUUCAAUCGCCCCAGUAGCAUGAAGAUCCACGUAAACACGCACACGGGAGCAAAACCAUAUCAAUGCCCAUAUCCAGGAUGUGGCCGUGAAUUCAAUGUCAACUCAAACAUGCGUCGCCACUGGCGGAAUCACACGAGAUUGUCUGCGGGUCACUUGGCUGACAUGGAUGGGCAUGUUGACCAAUCCCCGUUCUCUCCGGACAUGCUGGGCCACAGUCAGUCCCUGGUCUCGCCUCCCGCAACAGACUCGGAAGAAUCAGAAGACGAUAUUUCUGAUGAUGAUUCCCACUACGCAAUGGAUGUCUAUGAGACCUGCGGUAAAGAACAUAAGGAGGUUAAUCAUCCCAGUGGAUCAGGGUCGCAGAGCAACUUGUUUUGGUCGCGAUCGCCUUCCCCAACCCGGAAAACUACUACUUAUAGUUAUCCUCCACCCCGUCCGCUUUCUCAUCUCGGCCCGUCGCCAUCGCACCCGACGGAAUACCUUUAUAGACCAUCAAACCCAGCCUACGUUCGCUCUUGCACAGAUUCCCGGGUUUCCACAGCCCUACGACCUGCAUUCCCCUGUGACACAUCAGGUCGCGCAGCAAGGCAGAAUGGACAAGUCUCAAGUCGUUCAUAAUGCACAUAUCCUUAAUUUCAUUUCUUGUCAAUCUGACGUUGCUUAUGUUCACUACAUACCAACAUGUGUAUCUUGAUAUAUCAUACAAAGCAUCUCACUUUUACAUGUAGCAUUUA
Suillus bovinus is the source of this 1679-nucleotide messenger RNA. RefSeq lists its product as uncharacterized. Bases 202 to 1563 code for a protein of 453 amino acids. Gene Ontology annotation, molecular function: DNA-binding transcription factor activity, RNA polymerase II-specific; RNA polymerase II cis-regulatory region sequence-specific DNA binding. The transcript is spliced from 4 exons. Gene Ontology annotation, biological process: regulation of DNA-templated transcription. Lineage: Eukaryota; Fungi; Basidiomycota; Agaricomycetes; Boletales; Suillaceae. The record is from RefSeq and is a predicted model, not a curated record.